Radiomyces spectabilis is the source of this 663-nucleotide messenger RNA. Its product is annotated as emp24/gp25L/p24 family/GOLD-domain-containing protein. Gene Ontology annotation, cellular component: Golgi apparatus; endoplasmic reticulum-Golgi intermediate compartment; COPII-coated ER to Golgi transport vesicle. Lineage: Eukaryota; Fungi; Mucoromycota; Mucoromycetes; Mucorales; Radiomycetaceae. The coding region runs from base 1 to 663 and encodes 220 amino acids. Gene Ontology annotation, biological process: intracellular protein transport; Golgi organization; endoplasmic reticulum to Golgi vesicle-mediated transport. The record is from RefSeq and is a predicted model, not a curated record. The transcript has 4 exons.
AUGAUACGACAACUGUUUGCCAUUGUGCUCAUCUAUGCGAGCAUUUUAGUGGCUGUGUCCGCUGUGAAGUUUGAACUGCCAGCUGUUCCGUCUUCUCGAGUGGAAGAAAGCAAACGCUGCAUUUCGCAGUACGUUCCUAGAGAUACUACCGUACUGCUGACGGGCAAGAUUGGCCAAGGAUAUAAUCAAGUGGCGGGCUUCGAGAUUAAAGACAACAACGACCAACCCAACGUAUAUGGCCGUCAUUCCAAGUACACGGGCGAAUUCCGUAAUGCUUUCGAUACUCGUUCUGAUGGUGUAGUGAGCAUUUGUUUUACCAACCAACUUCAAGAAGGUUUCAACGAAGCUCCUCAAUACACACGUACCAUCGAAUUAGAGUUUAACGUAGGUGCCGAAGCAUUGGAUCUCAAGCAGAUUGCCAGCUCCGAGAAACUUGGACCGCUCGAAAUUGAGUUGCGUAGACUCGAAUCGAUCGUCAAGUCCAUUGUGGGUCAGAUGGAUUACCUGAAACGUCGUGAAGAACGUAUGAGAGAUACCAAUGAAUCGACAAAUGAACGUGUCAAGUGGUUCAGCUUAUUGUCUCUGUUCACACUGAUCAGCUUGGGUGUCUGGCAGAUUUUAUACUUGCGCAGUUUCUUCAGAAGAAAGCGGUUGAUUGAUUAG